AUGUCAGCUAAAGAAGAAAAGACAGGGGAUGAUAUAAGUCCUGCGGUUGAGAGGACACAGUCAUAUGGCGAGGGCAUCACGCUGAAACUCGACGACAAGGAGAAUAGAGAGUUUUAUGGAAAUUCGAUUACCGAUUCGUAUCGACUCAAGUCGGAACUUGUAGGGAAAUGUCUUCAGGAAAUUGGGAUGGGAAGCUGGUCCCAAGGCAUUGGCACAAUCCAACCUUCCAUUAAGCUCGAAUUCGCCGACGUAUCAAAGGUUGGGUUCAGCUCCAUCUCGUACUACUGCGGUCUCAUCGUCGGCGCCUCCUUCUGGGGUAUCUCGGCCGAUUUCAUCGGCCGCAAGCCAGCUUUCAACCUGACUCUCUUGAUCGGUGGUAUCUUCGGAGCAGCUGUUGCCGGACUCAGCCAUUUCCCUAGCUUCUGCGGCAUGUGGGCAAUCAUUGGUUUUGCAGCUGGUGGAAAUGUGCCCGUCGAUUCCAUGAUCUUCUUGGAAUUCGUUCCGGGAUCUCAUCAGUAUCUGCUCACUGCCUUGUCCGCAUGGUGGAAUUUUGGACAAGUCAUUGUCGCGCUCAUCGGAUGGGUCUUUUUGGCAAACUUCACCUGUCCCACGGAUUCCACGCCUGAGACUUGCAAGAGAUCUGAUAACAUGGGCUGGAGAUAUGUGAUGAUCACCCUUGGUGGUUUGGCACUUGUUUUUGCCCUUAUUCGAAUGUUUAUCUUCAAGAUGCCAGAAUCGCCGCGGUACCUGCUCUCCAAGGGCCGUGAUGCCGAAGCUGUCGAAGCCAUCAACUACGUCGCCCGUCGGAACGGAAAGCCUGAACCCCUUCACCUCAGUAUGCUGCAAGAAAUUGACCGAGAUCUCGGAGUGGUUGUGAACUCGGAUGAGGGCAGAAAGGGACUUACACACAAGGAAAUUAUCAAGGAGAAUCUAUCAGACUUCAAGUCAGCCAACUUCAAGGACCUUUUUGCUACUCGCAAGCUUGGCCAGCACACUACUAUUAUCUGGUUUAUCUGGCUUACCGUUGGUAUCGCCUACCCCCUCUUCUUCAACUUCCUGCCCACGUACCUGGCGCAAAAAUUUACUGAAAAGUCAUCCCUCUACUUGACAUACAGGAACUACUGCAUCGAGUCUUCAGUAGGUGUCGUGGGACCCGUCGCAGCAGCCUUCGCAGUCAACACCAGACUCGGUCGUCGCUGGAUGAUGGGAGGGUCCGCCAUCGUGACAGGAAUAUUCCUCUUCGCCUACACCGGUGCUAGUAACACUGCGGGUGACUUGGCCUUCUCCUGUGUGACGGGGCUGCUGGGGAACUUCAUGUACGCCAUCAUGUAUGCGUUCACACCCGAAUCGUUCCCUGGUCCUCAUCGUGGAACUGGUUCGGGGACUGCGGCGACGCUCCUCCGUUUUGGUGGGCUGUGCGCUUCUCUCAUUGGGACGUUCACGAACUUCACGGUUGUGCCUAUCUAUGUCAGUGCUGCGCUGUGGAUCGUAGUGGGAGUUAUCAGUUUCGGAUUGCCGUUUGAGACUCAUGGACGUGCAGCUAUCUAG
Messenger RNA from Lachnellula hyalina, 1548 nucleotides. Its product is annotated as putative MFS-type transporter protein. Lineage: Eukaryota; Fungi; Ascomycota; Leotiomycetes; Helotiales; Lachnaceae. The transcript is spliced from 3 exons. Gene Ontology annotation, molecular function: transmembrane transporter activity. The record is from RefSeq and is a predicted model, not a curated record. Bases 1 to 1548 code for a protein of 515 amino acids. Gene Ontology annotation, biological process: transmembrane transport.